AUAUGUAUAUGUGUAUGUAUAUAUCCAGCAAAGUUUAUAAAUUUAACAUCUCGAAAGACUAUUUCGCUAGGUUUCUUUCGGUUACAACAUCGAUCACAUAUAACGGCACCAAAACGCAAACAUAAACUACUACUAACAUGCCUAAGAGUCGACCGCUUUCCCUCCAGACUGUGGAGCUCAAAGUGAGGAUGUGCUGCACCGGCUGUGAAAAACUUGUCAAAGAUGCCAUUCUCAAACUUAGAGGAGUGGAUUCGGUGGAGGUAGAGUUGGAGAUGGAGAAGGUGACGGUGAUGGGAUACGUCGACCGGAAUAAGGUGUUGAAGGCGGUGAGAAGGGCGGGGAAGAGGGCGGAGUUCUGGCCUUAUCCAAUGCCGCCGCUCUACUUCACUUCUGCCAACAAUUACUUCAAAGACACCACCACCGACUACAAAGAGAGCUACAACUACUGGCGGCACGGCUACAACGCUGCCCAACGCCACGGCUCUCUUCCGCCCACCCACCGUGGGGAUGACAAAGUUAGCAACCUCUUCAAUGAUGACAACGUUAACGCCUGCUGCCUUAUGUAACAACAUUUUAAU
Erythranthe guttata (spotted monkey flower) is the source of this 578-nucleotide messenger RNA. Its product is annotated as heavy metal-associated isoprenylated plant protein 30. Gene Ontology annotation, molecular function: metal ion binding. The record is from RefSeq and is a predicted model, not a curated record. Lineage: Eukaryota; Viridiplantae; Streptophyta; Magnoliopsida; Lamiales; Phrymaceae.